UAAUACCUCCGGCGAGACCAUUCCAGGCUCCAGUAUCCUCCACUUCACACCUGCUCGCUAUCACACAGCCAAUUGCUCUCGACACCAACCACUUCUUCUUCUUCACCAUGUCGAACGGCACCGAGAAGCAAGCCCAGGCGGCGGCGGCGGCCCAGCAGCAGAGGCCCCCGGCGGUGUCCGCGGAGAUGCAGAAGGUGUUCUCCCGCUUCGACGCGGACGGCGACGGCCGGAUCUCCCCCUCGGAGCUGGCCGCGGUCUCGCGCGCCAUCUCCCCGCCGCCGAGCUCCUCGCACGGCGGCCGCGAGGUGGCCGCCAUGAUGGACGAGCUCGACGCCGACCGCGACGGCUACGUGGACCUCGGCGAGUUCGCGGCGUUCCACGCGCGCGCCGCCGGCCGCGGGGACGGCGAGCUCGAGGCCGAGCUCCGCGCCGCCUUCGACGUCUACGACGUCGACGGCGACGGCCGCAUCACGGCCGCCGAGCUCGGCAAGGUGCUCGCGCAGAUCGGGGAGGGCUGCAGCGCCGAGGAGUGCGAGCGGAUGAUCGCCAGCGUCGACGGCGACGGCGACGGGUGCGUCGGGUUCGAGGAGUUCAAGAAGAUGAUGGCGCCCCAACCCCAAGGCAGCGCCGCCGACGCCGCCGCGCCCGGCGGCGGCCUCCCUGACAAGGCCAAGAAGGAGUGAGCAGUUACAUAUGUAGCCAGGGGGAAGUGCUGGAGUGCCUCUAGAAUUAUUUUCACCUAGAGUAAACGCUCCCCCGUAAUGUUAUUAGGAAUAAAAAUCCUCCAUGACUUAUAUAUAACUCCCGUUAUAUAUUGUGGUGUACAUUUAUCUGCAUCGAUUGAUUUUCUGAACCAGACCUGUUUGGUUUGAUUUUUU
This is a messenger RNA of Panicum virgatum (switchgrass), 878 nucleotides long. Its product is annotated as probable calcium-binding protein CML16. The transcript has a single exon. The coding region runs from base 108 to 683 and encodes 191 amino acids. NCBI's taxonomy places the organism in Eukaryota, Viridiplantae, Streptophyta, Magnoliopsida, Poales, Poaceae. The record is from RefSeq and is a predicted model, not a curated record. Gene Ontology annotation, molecular function: calcium ion binding.